CACGUUGCAGCUUUUUCUCCAUCUCUCGAUCUCCUGCCCAGAAUGCAGAGCAAUGACAGUACAGAAGUGCCUGAUGUUGAGAACCAGACGCCCGGCCCCUUUGAUGGACCACAGUGGCCUCACCUGGCCCCCCGCAGUACCUUCCUAUCCGUGGCAGUGCUAAUGGGAACUGUGGUAGUGGCUGCAAGUUUUGUUAAUGGGCUGGUUCUUGUGGUUUCUCUGCGUUACAAGAAAUUGCGCUCCCCGCUUAAUUACAUCCUGGUCAACUUGGCGGUUGCUGACCUCAUGGUGACCUUCUUCGGCAGCACCGUUAGCUUUUCCAACAACGUCAAUGGCUACUUCAUAAUGGGCAAAGCUGUGUGCAAGUUUGAGGGCUUCAUGGUCUCCUUGACAGGUAUCGUAGGUCUCUGGUCUCUUGCCAUCCUGGCCUUUGAGCGCUACAUUGUUAUCUGCAAGCCAAUGGGAGAUUUCCGCUUCCAGCAGAAGCAUGCUGUGAUUGGCUGCUCGUUCACAUGGGUGUGGUCUCUGAUCUGGACGACUCCUCCUCUCUUUGGCUGGAGCAGCUACGUUCCUGAAGGGUUGAGGACCUCCUGUGGCCCUAACUGGUACACCGGCGGUUCCAACAAUAACUCAUACGUGCUGAUGCUGUUUGUCACCUGCUUCGUGAUGCCUCUUAGCAUGAUCAUUUUCUCUUACGGCAACCUGCUUGUCACGUUGCGAGCUGUGGCAGCGCAGCAGAAAGAAUCCGAGACCACUCAGCGUGCCGAACGGGAGGUGACGCGCAUGGUGAUCGCCAUGGUGAUGGCUUUCCUGAUCUGCUGGUUGCCCUAUACCACCUUCGCAUUGGUGGUAGCCAUCAACAAGGACAUUGUGAUACAGCCCACCCUUGCCUCAAUGCCCUCCUACUUCUCCAAGACCGCCACUGUCUACAAUCCCAUCAUCUACGUCUUCAUGAACAAGCAGUUCCGUAACUGCAUGCUGACGAUGAUGUGCUGUGGCAGGAACCCAUUCUCCACUGAAGACGAGAGCUCUGCAUCGGGCUCCAGCACAGCUGGCCGCACGGAGAUUAGUUCAGUAUCUGCAGGAGGGAGCAGCAAGGUCACCCCUGCCUAACACCUCCUGCACCCGCUUUCACCCGCUAGUCUCAGCAUAGUUCAGUAUCUGCAGGAGGGAGCAGCAAGGUCACCCCUGCCUAACACCUCCUGCACAGCCUGCACCCGCUUUCACCCCUGCUAGUCUCAGCAUAGUUCAGUAUCUGCAGGAGGGAGUAGUAAGGUCACCCCUGCCUAACACCUCCUGCACAGCCUGCACCCGCUUUCACCCCUGCUAGUCUCAGCAACGGCCACCACUGGUUUCCGCUGGUCAGAGCUGGUAGUUGUACUGUACUGGUUUUCAGCUGGUCAUGCUGGUUAAAGAGACUGUAAUGCUUGUUCAAGAAAAAAUGU
Molecule: messenger RNA, 1445 nt
Organism: Acipenser ruthenus (sterlet)
Lineage: Eukaryota; Metazoa; Chordata; Actinopteri; Acipenseriformes; Acipenseridae
Product: pinopsin-like
Exons: 5
Coding region: 43-1113 (356 amino acids)
Biological process (GO): visual perception; G protein-coupled receptor signaling pathway; phototransduction
Cellular component (GO): photoreceptor outer segment; membrane
Molecular function (GO): G protein-coupled receptor activity
Source: RefSeq, a predicted model, not a curated record